CGCUUCCUUCGCCCGGGAUGCGGUAAAGUUUUUGGCAAAUUUUUAUCCUUUGGGCGUUUUGUGCUUGGUUUCGUUCAACUUUAUACUUGUCUUCACUUUUUGUUUUAAUGAUUUAUCGUGUCCUGUCUUCUUCAUCAUUGAUAAAUUCCCUACUGCCUUGCUGCAACCAAAUGUAGGAUAAAGCCGUUCUGUAAGACACAUCGCACCAAGUGAAAUAGUGCCUUGAACCCUGGAACAAUCAUCGUGCAGCGUCAUUUGCACUCCAGUCUGCCGGCAGGAGAGGUAGCUCUACACCCACGACAUGUUUCUGCUCCGGAGUGGUGCGGCAAUAUUCCUUCUGGUAGUGCUCGGGGUUCCAGCUCCGUGCGACGGACUGUGCUGUCAUUCGUUGGCAGGACAGGUCGCCGACCUGAACCGGAUGGUCAGUGAACUCUCUGCGGCCGUGAACUCGGCAGUGCUGCCGCGGUUAACCGACAUGCACGCCCAGAUGCGAAACCUUACGUUGCAGCGGCAGACGUGCGCGCCGCUGGUCCACAGCGAGCCACUGGCCCGCGACUGCAGCGACCUGCCGACUGGCUCCCCCAGCGGAGUGUACCGGGCGUGGUUGAGUGGGCUGCCUAGACCGGUGCCGGUGUACUGUGACAUGUCCAAAGACGGCGGCAGGUGGACCGUCUUCCAGCGGCGCGCCGAUAUUACACCCAGGCAGAACUUUUAUCUCAACUGGCAGUCCUACAGGACUGGAUUUGGAAAGCUCGAUGGCGAAUUCUGGUGGGGCAAUGAACACCUGUUCCGGCUAACCUCGCAAGGUGGCCGACGGUACCAACUGCGCAUUAACCUGGAGGACUUUAAGGGUGGAAAAAGGUACGCCUUAUACUGGACCUUCAAGAUCGGGCCAGAGAGUGAUGGUUACCGCCUACACGUGAGCGGCUACGAGGGAAACGCCGGCGAUAGUUUCAGGUUUCACAACAAUCAGCGUUUCUCUACAUACGAUAGAAACAACCAACGGCGGCAGAGACGAAAUUGUGCUCAGAGUUUUAAGGGUGCCUGGUGGUACAGGGACUGCCACCAUUCCAACCUGAACGGACGAUACCUUUCCGGACCGCAUAAAUCGUUCGCCGAUGGCAUCGAGUGGCUGCAUUGGACAGGACACCAUUAUUCCCUGAAAGCAGUGGAAAUGAAGAUCAGGCCAGUAAAGAAGUAAGGGUUUCAAGCCAAAAACUUGCUUGAGUGAUAUGUACUCACCCCGACGGCAUUUGUGAUGGAAAGCAAAGAGGUCUGUGCUUGAAAUGCUUGCAUGGGGCUUGUAGAAACUAGAAUAAUCAAAUUGUCUGUGCUUCUGGAACCCAACGCAAACAAGCAAACAUAUGUAUCACGUUUCGCAGAUCUGUAAGCCUCUGCCGAAUCUUCCACAUAGUGUUGUGUUUGCAUGGUUACAUGGACGAUCAGAAACAAGUGUAUCCAUCCAAUACUCGACUUAUACACCUUGCAGCUUCA
Molecule: messenger RNA, 1494 nt
Organism: Pollicipes pollicipes
Lineage: Eukaryota; Metazoa; Arthropoda; Thecostraca; Pollicipedomorpha; Pollicipedidae
Product: microfibril-associated glycoprotein 4
Exons: 1
Coding region: 302-1201 (299 amino acids)
Source: RefSeq, a predicted model, not a curated record